Molecule: messenger RNA, 865 nt
Organism: Neolamprologus brichardi
Lineage: Eukaryota; Metazoa; Chordata; Actinopteri; Cichliformes; Cichlidae
Source: RefSeq, a predicted model, not a curated record
UUCACUUACACUGACCAGUAAACCCACAGUGGCUGUUUGACUCCGAGAUUAACAAAGUAAGUACCGCUGACAAUAAACAGCAAACACGUAAAUAAUGGUGGAAGAAGAGAAUUAUGUGACAGUGAUAUUUCAGACAAAAGGAAAUCCAACAUACGUGACGCCAGAAGACACAGAAACAAUCUACGACGAGGUGAACACUGAGGAGAGGAAAUUGGAUGCAUCCCUUGUAAUAACAGAGAAUAAAGAGUUCGCUCCAGCCUGUAGUCGGCUCGCGUUGGUUGUGACAGGUCUGGUGAUUAUUUGCCUCAUCUUGGUGUCAGUCGUCAUCGGCCUCAUCUUCCACUUUAACACACUGAUGAGUGAGCAGCAACGAGAAAUGGCCAACAUCACAGCGCAGAACCUGCAGCUGAUGACACAGAAAACAUCCUCAGAGCGACGGACAGCGGAGCUGACCAGACUGAGAGACCAACUCAACUGGACCAUCGGAGUCAUCAUGGAAUAUCAGGAAUUUUCAGUGGAAAAACACUGCCCACAGAAAGGUGAACAUGAAUUUAUCAGCAACCACACUAAGGACUAUCACGCUGAUGAUAAGCACGGCUACUGGAUCGGUUUGAGAGCAGAGAGCCCAAAGACGUGGACGUGGGUCGAUGGAAGUAAUCUCACCGUGACGUUCUGGAAAAUGCAACAAGAUGUCAACAAAAGAUAUUGUGCUUUAAGCCUACCAAAAGCGCCCCCUCUGGCCAACUGGGGCAAAGCGAGCUGUGACAUGAGAAACUGUUGGGUCUGUGAAAGACGAGCGACAACGGUUUGGCUGAAGAUCCAUGAUUACUGUGAAGGUUUGAUUAAUAUUUAUGAGGUGCAGUGA